Molecule: messenger RNA, 1483 nt
Organism: Rhodamnia argentea
Lineage: Eukaryota; Viridiplantae; Streptophyta; Magnoliopsida; Myrtales; Myrtaceae
Exons: 12
Coding region: 102-1256 (384 amino acids)
Biological process (GO): glycerophospholipid biosynthetic process
Cellular component (GO): mitochondrion
Source: RefSeq, a predicted model, not a curated record
AUCGAGUCUGGACAGUCGAAGCUCGCUCUGUUCUUCUCGGAGCUUCAUUGUCAGUGGUUCGAGCUCUCCAAUCUCCCGAAGCGAUUCGCUGCGACCAGAAAAUGAGGCACCGGCUUUUUAGAGUCGCCUCGCACAGUCGCAGCAGGAAGCAACUGCCUCUGCUCGUCUCGCGCUCAUUCUCGCCACUUAGCUCGCAAUCGGAUCGGCCUCCGUUUGGCAUUGCCUUCGACAUCGACGGCGUGGUUCUCCUCGGCGAUACUCCCAUCGGCGGUUCUCCGCGCGCGCUCAGGAGAUUAUACGAUGAUUCUGGAAAGUUGAAGAUACCUUUCGUGUUCUUAACAAAUGGAGGUGGCUUUUCUGAAUCCAAAAGAGCCCAGGACUUAGGUCAACUAUUAGGAGUCAACAUUUUACCUUCACAGGUCAUACAAGGCCACACACCUUUUAAACAACUGGUGAAUAGAUUUGAGAACGAACUUGUCGUUGCUGUAGGCAAAGGAGAACCUGCUGCUGUGAUGUCUGAAUAUGGAUACAAAAACGUUCUGUCAAUUGAUGAGUACACUAGCUACUUCGAUGCCAUUGAUCCACUGGCACCGUACAAGAAAUGGACAACUAAGCCAGACAUUGACCAGAAUAGCACUUCUAAGGAGACGGCGAAGAGAAAAAUUUCUGUACAAACACAGAGAGUUCAGGCAGCAUUCAUAGUCAGUGAUCCUGUUGACUGGAGCAGAGAUAUUCAGGUGCUCUGUGACAUAUUGAGAACUGGAGGGCUUCCUGGAAGGGAGUCUGGAAAACAACCUCUCCUGUUUUUUGCAAAUGAUGACCUCGAAUACCAGGCCACUUUUCCUGCUGAACGUCUGGGUAUGGGAGCUUUCAGGAUUGCGUUAGAAGCAAUCUAUAAUAGAAUAAAUCCCAUUCCACUGGCAUAUACAUCAUAUGGGAAGCCAAAUCCGUUUGUCUAUGCAAAUGCUGAGGCCAUAGCUGAGACCUUGUUAAGGAAUCUUAUGCUGCUUAACAAAUACGGGGAGAAUUCUAUAAACCAUAGACUUGGUUGGUUCAAAACACUAUACAUGAUAGGAGAUAAUCCAAAAAUCGACAUUAGAGGCGCACAACGGGCAGGAGAUCGUUGGUUUUCCAUAUUAACAAGGACAGGGGUAUUCAAGGGAAAAGACAAUCAUUCAGAGUUCCCUGCAGACUUGGUGGUGGAUACUGUUGAGGACGCUGUCGACUUCAUCUUGAGAAAGGAAUGCCGUUCUUGACAUUGCCUAGAUGAAAAGAUGCCUUUUCUUUCUGUGGUACCUCAAGGAUCGUCAAUUCUUUGGAAGCUGAUACAAUCUUUCCAUCUCGUGUUUUCCCUAUCUUAAAAAAGUAAUUGCCAUUUGCUAGUCGUUUAUGUAUUAUUUUGCUUAUGGUGUUUCAUGUAGACGUUCCCCAAAGGCGGUCACCAUGCCCUUUUGGAUAAGGUAGAAUCAAAUUAAACAAUCCA